GUAUAUAAUGCGUGCGUUCGUUUAAUAUAUCUGUAUCGGUUUUACUGUACGGUCGUGAAUCAAGUUAACUCUGACUCCGAGUCAUUUAAGAUGGAACUGCUACAAGUAAUAAUGGUCUCCACUGUAUUUCUGGUGGUCAUGGCUUACCGUCUGCCUCGUGAAGUUGAUGACGACAAUUUGUCUUUAGACCAAAGAUUCAUAUCGCAAGACAUAUGUAUAGCAAAGAAUGGUGAAGAAGGAAUUUGUGUCCACGAGAGUUUCUGCAACGAGGCACACACAAUCAUGCCUGGAGGUGUUAUUGAUAAGAGCGAAUUUAGAGAACUGAUGAAACCUUGUCCAGGACAGUUUAUAUGGUGUUGCACGAAAGAACUCGUCAUUGAACCACCAGUUAUCAGCAAUAAUAAUACUGAAAGCUGUUUGGCGCUAGAGUCGGACGUUACUCCUUGGGCUGUAUCGCUAUAUAAGGUAGCUAAUGUGAAGCAGACAGCACAAAGUGUCUUCUGCAUGGGCUCGCUAAUCGGAACCAGAAUUAUAUUAACCACGGCAACCUGCUUAAAAUCAGCUCAGCAGCAUAUGGUGUACGCAAGAGUACCAGGAUCACCGGAGCCGGGCCGCAAUUACACGGUUCGACAUCGGAAAUUUCAUCCCGACUAUAAUUCUGGUUCGCACGUAUUUGAUUUUGGCCUACUAGUGCUAGAAGAGGAAGUUAGUUGGGGAUCGAAAAAGGGGCAAGGUGCUUGCUUAGAAUUUAAAAAGCCAGCAGGCGAGUGUAUGACACUUGGUUUCGACAGCAACGAUGAAAUUACUUCGACACUGCUGAAAGUAAUACCGGGUUCAUGUAGCAAUUUUGGCGGUAAAACGACACCAGAAAAAGCGUGUGGUACUAACGAAGAUGAUGCAUGUAUCGUCUCCCCAGGGGCUCCUGUACUCUGCGAAUCAAAAAAAGGCAACGCGGUGGUCGUUGGAGUUAUUCGUUCUGGAUGUAAUAAGGAUCAAGUUCUGAUUGGAGGUAUCGCAGAAUCCUCAAAAUGGCUUUUGAACGAACUGAAAGCGAUGAAAGUGACAAACGAUGUGUUCAUACAAAAAUAAAAUUUUAAAUAUAGCAUAGUAGCUGUUCCUCGUGACUCUAUCGGCGUCAAAACUACCCGUAUUUCGUGUGCAUUUGUCCUUAUGUUCAGUGAUCCCUUCGAAAUAAGGUAAUAGACGAACAGAGAUUUUUUUUCGCAUUUAUAGUCUUAGUCGAAUAUUAAUAGUAAUAAAUUUAAAACCCUAAA
Molecule: messenger RNA, 1274 nt
Organism: Nymphalis io (European peacock)
Lineage: Eukaryota; Metazoa; Arthropoda; Insecta; Lepidoptera; Nymphalidae
Exons: 9
Coding region: 91-1089 (332 amino acids)
Biological process (GO): proteolysis
Molecular function (GO): serine-type endopeptidase activity
Source: RefSeq, a predicted model, not a curated record